This is a messenger RNA of Magnolia sinica, 1577 nucleotides long. RefSeq names its product serine/threonine-protein kinase SAPK3-like. The record is from RefSeq and is a predicted model, not a curated record. Gene Ontology annotation, molecular function: protein serine/threonine kinase activity; ATP binding. The coding region runs from base 100 to 1125 and encodes 341 amino acids. The transcript has 11 exons. NCBI's taxonomy places the organism in Eukaryota, Viridiplantae, Streptophyta, Magnoliopsida, Magnoliales, Magnoliaceae. Gene Ontology annotation, biological process: protein phosphorylation; intracellular signal transduction.
GUUUGGGUUCUUUGUGCUGGGUCUCUCUCUCUCUCUCUGAUCUUUGAGCUGGGUUCUCUCUCUCUUUCUCUCUCUUUGGUUCUUUGAGCUGGUUGGGGGAUGGAGGAGAGAUAUGAGCCGUUGAAAGAACUGGGGUCAGGGAACUUUGGGGUGGCGAGGCUGGUGAGGGAUAAGAAGACAAAGGAGCUGGUUGCUGUCAAAUACAUUGAAAGGGGGGAGAAGAUUGAUGAGAAUGUGCAGAGGGAAAUCAUCAACCAUAGAUCAUUAAGGCAUCCGAACAUUGUCCGGUUUAAAGAGGUUGUUUUAACACCCACACAUCUCGCAAUCAUCAUGGAAUAUGCUGCUGGAGGUGAGCUCUUUGAGAAGAUUUGCAGUGCUGGACGAUUUAGUGAGGAUGAGGCAAGAUUUUUCUUUCAGCAGCUAAUAUCUGGAGUCAGCUACUGCCAUUCCAUGGAAAUUUGCCACAGGGACCUUAAACUGGAAAAUACACUCUUAGAUGGGAGCCCAAUGCCGCGCCUUAAAAUAUGCGAUUUCGGUUACUCCAAGUCCGCAUUGUUGCAUUCGCAACCCAAAUCAACGGUAGGGACGCCGGCAUACAUUGCUCCAGAGGUUCUAUCACGAAAAGAAUAUGAUGGAAAGAUUGCGGACGUUUGGUCAUGUGGGGUGACACUGUAUGUGAUGUUGGUGGGGGCAUAUCCAUUCGAGGAUCCUGAGGAUCCUAGAAAUUUUAGGAAGACAAUUGGGAGGAUAAUGAGCGUACAAUACUCCAUACCAGACUAUGUUCGCAUAUCAGCCGAAUGCAAGCAUCUUCUUUCUCGAAUUUUUGUCGCCGACCCAUCAACAAGAAUCACAAUCCCAGAGAUAAGAAACCAUCCUUGGUUCCUGAAGAACUUGCCGGGAGAGCUGAUCGAUUGUGAGAAAACAAACUAUGAGGAUGUAGGCAGUGGCAGCCUGUCUCAGAGCAUUGAAGAGGUAAUGCGGAUCAUACAAGAAGCACGAACACCCAGCGAAGGCCUGAAGGCCGACGGUCAGUCCGUCGCAGGGUUGGUGGACCUCGACGACACUGACACCGAUAUCGAAACUGAGGAAGUAGAUGAAGGUGGCGAUUUUGUAGCAAGGGUGUGAACAUUGCCCUGUAAUAACACUACUGCAUGGUUUGUGCAAUGUGUGACUGCACACUAGUCAUCGUACAGUGGCAUAAAAGAUUGUAUGCAGUCGACUGUAGAGUGGGGCCCACGUAGGCGUGAUGUCUACGCCAUCCCCACUAUGAAAAUGCCAUUAUCUGUGAAAGUUAUGAUGUGGCCCACCCGAUGAUUCGAAUCAGGUCAAUCAAAGCAUCAGGUGAGCCACAUCAUGACUUUCAUGGCUAAUCCCAUUUUCAUGGUGGGGUGCAUCGUUUGGACGGAUUGGAUGUCAUGCAGAUAUGAUGUGGGCCCCACCUAAAGUCUACUGUAUGUGGUGCAUCGACGGUGGGACCCACACAGUCUACUUUAUUUGAUCAUUUCUUUGUUUGAAUGCACUGAUGGAAGUUUGCUUGCUAAAAAUGUAGGGUGUUGGAAAGUAGUGUUUGUAUAGCA